Molecule: messenger RNA, 1766 nt
Organism: Drosophila navojoa
Lineage: Eukaryota; Metazoa; Arthropoda; Insecta; Diptera; Drosophilidae
Gene: stas
Product: Transmembrane protein stas
Biological process (GO): autophagosome assembly
Cellular component (GO): endoplasmic reticulum membrane
Source: RefSeq, a predicted model, not a curated record
CGCGAAACAGAAGAGUGGGGUGAGCUCCGUCGUCUAAUUAAUAAAGAAAGAAAACAUGAGUUUUUAAAUAAUGCAACCUGAUUGCAUGAUAUCAUGGGUAUAAGAGAUGGGCCACAUCUAAGACAAACUAAUAUAUAAAAUUGUCAUUGAUUGUCGUCGCGGACAGCUUCUGUUUUUACGUGCGUCGUUUUUAUCGAUUAAAUUGUAUAUGUACGAAUGGAUAGUUGCGACUAGUGCUGGCGCGCAAACACACAUACUCAUACACAUGCAGCAACAGCACCAACAAUAACAAAAAAAAAAAAAAAAAAAAAAAAAAAAAAAAAAAAAAAAAAAAAAAAAAGCAGUUGAUACAUUUAGAAGCGGAGCACCCUGAAAAGCUCGCAAGCAAAGCCAAACGCGGAAACUGGCAAAGUGCUCUCAAGCGCUGUGUUAAUCCAAAUCGAGAAUUCACUCGCAUCGCCAGUGCUUUUAACGAUUUUAAAGAUGUCUUGCAAAACGGAGAGCAACAGCAAUAGCAACAGCUACGGCGACAGCGGCGUAACACUUAUCAGUAACAGCAGUCGGAACAGCGAUAUUACUGAUAAGAUGUCAAAUGUGCGUUCGCGGAUUCCCGCAAAUGGCAAGCCAAAACCACCGAAUCAACUCCAACCACAGCUACAGCAGCAGCAUCAGCAGGAACAACAACAGCAGGAGCAACAACAACUACAACAGCCGCAGCAGCCGCCACCAGUGACGCCCCAAAAACAGGCAAUGUCUGCGGACGAGCGAAAAGCCACCAAGAAAUCUCUAGUCAUCGUGGUUGCAAUAUUUGUGGCCAGUUUGAUGACCAUGUUCUACGUAUAUGCAAUAUUUCCCGAAUUGAAUGCCUCUGAGAAGGAACAUUUGAAAAUACCACGUGAUAUUCAAGAUGCGAAGAUGCUAGCAAAGGUCCUGGAUCGCUACAAGGACAUGUAUUAUUUUGAAGUGAUGUUCGGCGUUGUUGUCGCCUAUGUAUUCCUACAAACAUUUGCCAUUCCGGGGUCGUUAUUCCUGUCGAUCUUACUUGGAUUCUUGUACAAAUUCCCCAUUGCGUUGUUUCUCAUUUGCUUUUGCUCGGCGCUGGGCGCCACGCUUUGCUAUACCCUCUCCAAUCUGGUCGGACGCCGUCUCAUCCGACACUUUUGGCCAAAGAAGACGAGCGAAUGGUCCCGCCACGUCGAGGAGUACCGUGACAGCCUGUUCAACUACAUGCUCUUUCUGCGGAUGACACCGAUCCUGCCCAACUGGUUCAUCAAUUUGGCCUCGCCGGUCAUUGGCGUGCCGCUCCACAUCUUCGCCCUGGGCACCUUCUGCGGCGUGGCUCCGCCGUCCGUCAUCGCUAUUCAAGCGGGCAAAACGCUGCAGAAGAUGAGCAGCUCAAGUGAAGCCUUCUCCUGGACCUCGAUGGGCGUGCUGACGUUGUGCGCGUGCGCUUCGCUGCUGCCGGGACUGCUCAAGAACAAGUUCAAGAAGAAGAAGACGGCGUAAGACUCGCACGCAGAUGAAUCGAUACGGAUGUUGCAACAGCUGAAAUAGAUUUAUUUUACCAAAAAGCAGAGAAAUACGAAAGCAUCCCAUCCAUUGCGUCGAUUUGGGUUGCUUUUCACACAUAUUUAUGGAAACCUGCAUGUAUACAUACAUAUAUAUUAUUAUUAUUAUUUCUCUAGGUUUCUCCUUAGUUAUAGUGAAUGUAUCUUGUAUAUCGAACUGCUAUUUCCAAAAACACAAAUCCCUAAGAGAUAUAUAAC